AUGUCUUCAUUUGAUGUUAAAGAAGAAAUUGUUUCUGAAGAUAAAGUCAAUGUAUUAAAUGUCUCUGAAGAUGGGAUGAUUGAAGCAAAAGCAUUAGGAUCUAUUAAAUGUCAAUUAAAAUUUAUUCAAAGAGCUGAUGGUUCAUGUGCUUAUAGCCGUAAUGGAAAUAUGUUAAUUUGUUCAGUUAAUGGUCCAAGUGAUGUUAAACAAGAUUUUAGAAAUGAUAAAGAAAUGUUUGUUGAUUUAACUAUUUCUGGAGCAAAAGAUAGAUGUUCACAAUUUCAACUUCAACAUGUAAUACUUCCAAUUAUUCGUGGUGCAUUAGUUCUUGAAAAUUAUCCUCGUGCUAGUGAUUGUAUAAAUGCAAUAUUUCUUGCACUUUUAGAUAACGGUAUUGAAAUGAAAUAUCAAUUUUGUGCCAUUACCGUUAUACAAGAAAAAGUUAGUAGAAAAUUUAUUCUUAAUCCUACUAAAGAAGAACAAAUAAAUGCUGAAUGUACUUAUGAAUUAGUUUAUAAACCUUCAUUAACUAAUGGAGCUGAUUUAAUUGGAAUAGAAUGUAUUGGAAAUUUUAUUUUUCAAGAAUUUGAAGAUGCUUGUAGAAUUGGUGUCAAAGCGUCAAGUACAAUUUUUGAUUUUUAUAGAAAUCUUAUGUCAAGAAGUUUGCAAUAA
Strongyloides ratti is the source of this 672-nucleotide messenger RNA. RefSeq names its product Exosome complex component RRP46. The record is from RefSeq and is a predicted model, not a curated record. Bases 1 to 672 code for a protein of 223 amino acids. The transcript has 4 exons. NCBI's taxonomy places the organism in Eukaryota, Metazoa, Nematoda, Chromadorea, Rhabditida, Strongyloididae. Gene Ontology annotation, biological process: U4 snRNA 3'-end processing; poly(A)-dependent snoRNA 3'-end processing; rRNA catabolic process. Gene Ontology annotation, cellular component: nucleolus; nuclear exosome (RNase complex); cytoplasmic exosome (RNase complex).